Molecule: messenger RNA, 2217 nt
Organism: Hyaloscypha bicolor E
Lineage: Eukaryota; Fungi; Ascomycota; Leotiomycetes; Helotiales; Hyaloscyphaceae
Product: ATP-dependent RNA helicase dbp3
Exons: 3
Coding region: 350-2134 (594 amino acids)
Biological process (GO): rRNA processing
Cellular component (GO): nucleolus
Molecular function (GO): RNA helicase activity; RNA binding; ATP binding
Source: RefSeq, a predicted model, not a curated record
AUGGCCUGGAGGUCCAAAAGGUGGUCAUGCUAGGCUAGUCUGGGGCUGUGGACAAGACUUUCUUGGUUUAGACUGUCCCUUUCGUGUAUAUCUCCCCAGGCUAAAUAAUGAUAAUCAACCUAAAGCUCGAUCAUCAUUCUCUGUAGAAAUUAUACCUCCAAUCUGCGUCGACCCUUCCGUUUAUAGACUAGCGCCUUUUCCCUGAUAAGCUCUUCUUAUCGCAGUCCAAUUUUUUAAUCGAAACUUUUGACAGGUUUUUGAUCCAAAGACCACCAACGACCACGUCGCAGUCUCCCCAUUCACCACACAGCAGCAACAGUUACCAAAGUGGGCACAGGCCCAGUUCAGCAUGCCAAAACUGAAGAUUGAGGACGCGGGUCUAGCUAGCGGAGAGCAAGCCUUGCGAGAAACCAGCCCAGCGUCGAGAAAGAGUCGAAAGGAAAGCAAAAAGACUAUGGAAGAGCAGCUUGUAGAAAUCACCCAAAGCCCUGUCGAAGACGGUGAGGUCGGGUCAAGGGCUGCCCGCAAGGAGCGGAAACGUCUGAAGAAAUUGAAGAAGCUGCAAGACGAGACUGUUAUGGAUUCCGAGAGCUCCAAAAAUGGCUCAGGCCAGGUCGAUGCUACCACUGCGAAGGCUGCCAGAAAGGCAGAAAAGGCCAGAUUAAAGGCUUCGAAGAGAUCGGACAAAGAAGGACAUACCAAUGGAGAUACUACUUUGCAGACCCGUCCUCUAUCCACAGCGAUGAAAGCGACUUCACUGCCAUAUACCCAGGAUCCUGGCCUGUCUGCCAUCCCACAAGCGGAUAUCGAUCAGUUUCUGGCAGAUAACUUCAUUUCCAUAACGGAUCCUUUACCUUCAUCUUCGGCGUUACGCCCUUUGACCGAAUUCUCGUACUUGCCAGUCACUGAUCCUGCACAACGAGCUCCAUUCAAAACAUUCAAAGCCCCUACUCCAAUACAGGCUGCGGCUUGGCCAUUUCUUUUUGCGGGCAGGGAUGUAAUUGGUGUUGCUGAGACUGGCUCGGGGAAAACCAUGGCCUUUGCGGUUCCUUGUGUACGCGGCAUCCUGUCACUGCCAGAGAGUCAGAGAAAUAAUGGGCCAAGGGCUGUCAUCGUUUCACCAACUCGUGAGCUGGCCAUGCAGAGCUAUGAGCAGAUCAUGCAAUUAGCAAAAGUCUCUGGGUUGAGAGCUGUCUGUGUUUAUGGUGGCGUCCCCAAAGAUGAGCAGCGAAAAUCCCUGAAGACAGCAGAUAUUGUGGUUGCAACUCCAGGUCGCUUGAAUGAUCUCAUCAAUGAGGGCUGUGCGGAUCUAAGUAAAGCAAAAUACGUCGUUCUCGAUGAAGCUGAUAGAAUGCUUGACAAAGGAUUUGAAGAGGAGAUCCGCAAGAUCAUUAACACCACUCCGGCUAUUGGGGAAAGACAAACGCUCAUGUUUACAGCAACAUGGCCCGAGUCCGUUCGCUCACUGGCUUCCACUUUCAUGUCUGACCCUGUCAAAAUUAGCAUUGGAGACAACCCCUCUGGCGAUCUACGGGCGAAUGCUCGCAUUAUGCAACAAGUGGAGGUCGUUGAUCCGAGAAAUAAGGAAUACCGCCUUCUGCAGCUUCUCAAGCAGUACCAGAGCGGAAGUCAGAAGGAUGACCGAAUUCUGGUCUUCGCCCUGUAUAAGAAGGAGGCGACGAGGAUUGAGGGGUUCAUCAGAUCAAAAGGGUUCCGUGUUGCGGGUAUUCAUGGCGAUCUUAGCCAGGAACAGAGAACUCGAAGCCUGGAUGCCUUCAAGCAGGGCAACACGCCAAUACUUGUGGCAACAGAUGUUGCAGCCAGAGGUCUAGACAUCCCGUCUGUGAAGCUGGUAAUUAACUGCACUUUUCCUCUCACAACAGAAGACUACGUCCAUCGAAUUGGCAGAACAGGAAGAGCUGGGAAGGAGGGUCUGGCAAUUACUCUAUUUACUGAGCAUGACAAGGCUCAGUCUGGAGCGUUGAUCAACGUCCUUAAAGCUGCAAAUCAGCCGGUCCCGGAUGAACUAUUGAAAUUUGGCACUACAGUCAAGCGGAAGGAGCAUGAAGCGUAUGGUGCAUUCGCUAGGGACGUGGAUAGAACAGUAACAGCUAAAAAGAUCAGAUUUGAAUAGAUUUCUUUUAUAGACGAUGGCGCGGCGCUGACCCCCUAGUGAAAAGCGGUGCCAUUGUUGAUGACCACUAAAGAAUUAUAAUC